AAGAGUGAGACCUCAUCUUCAUUCGUCUCUUCGACUUGUCUUCUGUCCGUCUCCCGUACCUUCACUUUCUUGUCCAUUGUUGUCUUUCCUUGUACUCUUCUUCCUCUCUAUCCUUCCAUUCCUCGCUUUCGUAACUUAUUCCUAUCAUUAUGUGCCGCUUCCGCCAAGUCUGCAACGUCUACAACCGCUGCGGCCAUGCAGAGAACCUGACCGACCAACUGAUCCAAUGCGACUCCCGCACCUGCAAGUUUAGCCCCAACCACCCGGCUAAUUGCAAGCCGCCCUCGUGCACGAAGACCUGCUUCCAGUACAAGCAGUACCCUGAGCAGUUCUCUCCGCAUAUCGAUGCCUAUUGCCCCAAGUGCGCUGCCAAGCUUGGUCGCAGCCGCUAAACGCAUCCCCGCCUAUAAUGGGGUGGGCCGGCAGA
Messenger RNA from Schizophyllum commune H4-8, 427 nucleotides. RefSeq lists its product as uncharacterized. The record is from RefSeq and is a predicted model, not a curated record. Lineage: Eukaryota; Fungi; Basidiomycota; Agaricomycetes; Agaricales; Schizophyllaceae. Bases 150 to 392 code for a protein of 80 amino acids. The transcript is spliced from 6 exons.